AUGGCACAAAAGGCGAAUCGUUCCAAAGGGAAGAGAGUUGUGAAACAUUCAAAGGAAAUAACUAAGAUGGAUGUUGAUGUUACUAUGGGAAUCCACUUGGAAGAAGAAAUAAUUACAGAAAUCCUCAGUAGGCUACCUGUGCGUUCUCUUUUUCGAUUCAAAUGUGUUUUGAAGUCUUGGAUGAAAUUGAUCAACGAGCGUUACUUUGUGAUGAAGCAUCUCAAUCAUGCCAAGAAUAACCAAAAUUCCCAAAAGAUUUGUCUUCUUAAUAACAACCUUUCCUUCCAAUAUGGUCUUUCUUUGACGUUAGCUUCUUUAUCGUCAGUUCAACUGGUUGAGGACGUACAACAAGUUGAUUGGCCUUGUAGUGGUGAAGUAAUGAGUUGUAAAAUAUAUUAUUGUUAUGAUGGAUUGGCUCUUAUCGGGGUUAGUGAAUAUCAUCAUCUUUAUAACAUCAAACUUUGGCUUUGGAACCCCUCCACAAGAGAAUCAAUGGUACUUCCUCAUCUAAAAUUUUCAGAGAGAUUAGAUUUUACUUGCGGAUUGGGAUAUGAUUCAACUAGUAAUGACUAUAAAAUCUUUAAGAUUGGUUAUGAAUCACACAAUGAAAUUCUCGCACUGAAAAGUGGUUCCUGGAGAAGAAUUGAUAAACAUCCUGCUGGCAUUGAACCCUUGUGGUGGUCUACUGUGGACUCUCCGGCGUUUGUACAUGAGGCAUUUCAUUGGUUUGGUUCACUGAGUAAGUCUGUGGUUUCAUUUGAUAUUUCAAAUGAGGUGUACGGAGAAAUACCGAUGCCAGAUGGAAGGUUCGUGGUUUCCGACCUUAAUCAGCUCAGCUUUGGCAUUUCGGUAUUGGGAGGACUGCUUUGUGUUUAUUCUACUCAUGCUCAUCAGAGGAAGUUCAAUUUUAACCUUUGGGUAAUGAAAGACUAUGGUGUCAAGGAAUCUUGGAAUAAAUUGUUCAACAUACAAAGUACAGAUCUUUAUCCAAUCACCCCGAAAUACUGGUUUUCAGAUGGUGAAGUGUUACUCCGCUGUGAACAUUUGGUACGUAAUCGUUUUUUUUUUAAGACAUCCAAAGAAUCAUCUGGUUUAUGGCCUCAGUCUGAUUCAGAGCAUUUUGUGAAUGGAUUUGUCUAUACAGAAAGCUUGAUCUCACCAAAAUUGCUUGCUUAG
Solanum dulcamara is the source of this 1176-nucleotide messenger RNA. RefSeq names its product F-box/kelch-repeat protein At3g23880-like. Gene Ontology annotation, molecular function: protein binding. The coding region runs from base 1 to 1176 and encodes 391 amino acids. The transcript is spliced from 2 exons. NCBI's taxonomy places the organism in Eukaryota, Viridiplantae, Streptophyta, Magnoliopsida, Solanales, Solanaceae. The record is from RefSeq and is a predicted model, not a curated record.